Drosophila hydei is the source of this 2504-nucleotide messenger RNA. It is a transcript of the gene Sec15, whose product is annotated as exocyst complex component 6. Gene Ontology annotation, biological process: Golgi to plasma membrane transport; intracellular protein transport; exocytosis. NCBI's taxonomy places the organism in Eukaryota, Metazoa, Arthropoda, Insecta, Diptera, Drosophilidae. The transcript is spliced from 3 exons. The record is from RefSeq and is a predicted model, not a curated record. Gene Ontology annotation, cellular component: exocyst; membrane. The coding region runs from base 188 to 2467 and encodes 759 amino acids.
UGAAAACAUCAAAUUAAAUCAACAAGUUGUUUUAGAGCUGUAACGUCUACGUGCUCCACGAGAUAGGUGUUGGAAAACGUCCGCAAACAGCUGUUCCGAGCGCAUUGACCAACACCCAGGCUAGCAACUGGAAUAUAACAAAAUAUUAAAAAGUAACAAUAUAUUGGUUGCACGGCAAGUACAAAUAAUGUCUAAAGUGACCGUGCAGGAUAUUGAGGCCGUAGAUGAUUAUUGGGGGCCCACAUUUCGAUCUAUACUCGAAGGUAACAAUAGUAAAGUAAUCAGUGAGCAGCUGGACCAACGCGUACGCAGCCAUGAUAAAGAGAUCGAGCGUAUAUGCAACUUGUAUUAUCAGGGCUUUAUUGACUCCAUACAAGAAUUGCUGCAGGUGCGUACGCAGGCCAAGCAACUACAUGAUGAAGUGCACUCGCUGGACACAUCGCUUCGCACCAUAAGCGCAUCACUUAUUCAGCAGGGAAAUGAGCUGGUGCGAGCCCGUCAAAUCGAAUCAAAUGUGGCCAGUGCCAUUGAGGCGCUGAAGGCGUGCCUACCCGCUUUGGAAUGCUACAUGAAAUUUACGCAACAAGCCAAGAACAAACAAUAUUACCAGGCACUGCGAACGCUAGAGACCCUAGAAUCGGAGCACCUAUCGCGACUUCAGCGAAAUAACUAUCGCUUUGCCACACAAAUGCAAACUCAGAUACCCAUCAUUAAGGAGAACAUUCGCCGCUCAUCGGCGGCAGAUUUUCGUGAAUUUUUGGAGAACAUACGCAAAUUUUCACCGCGUAUUGGUGAAUUGGCCAUCACCCACACGAAACAACUUCAAAAACGCGACAUUAAUGCAAUUAUACAGGAACACAAACAACAGAGCAAUAGUGGUAGUGGUGAUGAUGAUGGUGCCAAUGUAAGCGCCCAGAAUUUAAUUGAUUUCUCACCCAUUUACCGCUGCCUGCACAUCUAUAUGGUGCUUGGUCAGCGAGAGUACUUCGAAAAGGACUAUCGCCAGCAGAGGCGCGAUCAAUCGAAGUUGGUUUUGCAACCGCCCCCAAAUAUGCAUGAUAAUUUGGAGGCCUACAAAACAUACAUAUGCGCAAUUGUGGGCUUCUUUGUGGUUGAGGAUCAUGUGAAGAAUACGGCAGGCGAUGUGGUCACCAGCAGCUAUCUCGAAGAGCUGUGGUCAACAUCGCUGACCAAGUUUGUUAAUGAGAUUAGCAUGAGCUCCUCCUCAUGCACAGAUCCAAAUAUAUUGUUACGCAUCAAAAAUCUCAUUAUGCUGUCGAUAAAUACCUUCAAGUGUUAUGGCUACACGGUACAAAUUCUAUGGGAGCUACUGCACGAUAUGCGAGAUCAUUACAACGAGGUGCUGCUUCAACGAUGGGUUCAUGUUUUCCGUGAGAUCUUGGACAAAGAGCAAUUUGUGCCCAUGGUUGUCGAAAAUAUAGAAGAGUAUGAAUGCAUUAUCGAGCGUUUUCCAUUUCAUUCCGAGCAGUUGGAGAAUGCGCCUUUCCCAAAACAGUUUCCAUUCUCACGCAUGGUGCCUGAGGUUUAUCACCAAGCGAAGGAGUUUAUGUAUGCAUGCAUGAAAUUUGCCGAGGAGCUCACGCUGUCACCAAACGAAGUGGCCGCAAUGGUGAGAAAGGCAGCCAAUUUGCUGCUCACUCGCAGCUUUAGCGGUUGUCUUUCAGUGGUCUUUCGCCAGCCAAGCAUUACGCUCAUUCAACUAAUACAAAUUAUAAUUGACACGCAAUAUUUGGAUAAGGCCGGCCCUUUUCUUGAUGAAUUUGUUUGUCAUAUGACAAAUACGGAGCGCAGCAUUUCGCAAACGCCUUCGGCCAUGUUUCAUGUGGCUCGGCAGGAUGCCGAGAAGCAGGUGGCGGUACGUAUAUGUUUUAAAAUCGACGAGUUCUUCGAACUGAGCGCCUAUGACUGGCUGUUGGUGGAUCCGCCCGGCAUAGCCUCCGCGUUUAUCACAGACAUGAUCUCCUAUUUGAAGAGCACCUUUGACAACUUCUCAUACAAGCUGCCACAUAUCGCCCAGGCUGCCUGUCGGCGCACCUGUGAACACAUUGCCGAAAAAAUCUAUCUGAUAUUAUUCGAUGAAGAGGUCAAGCAAAUAUCUACGGGUGCACUCACACAAAUCAAUUUGGAUUUGAUGCAAUGCGAAUUUUUUGCCGCCUCGGAACCAGUGCCCGGGCUGCACGAAGGCGAAUUAAGCAAAUAUUUUCAACGCAACCGUCAGCUCCUCGACUUACUUAUAUUGGAGGAAUGGAGCACAUAUUUCCAUGACUAUGGCAAGCAGGAAAAUCGUUACCAUUUGGUCGAACCCCAGUCUAUAAUUACAAUACUGGAGAAAAUACGAGAAGCUGACAAGAAGCCAAUUUUCUCGCUCGUCCGUAAAAAUGAUAAGAAAAAGCUACUUGAGACAGUUCUUAAACAGCUGAGACACAUAGCGGAGCGACAGACAUAGGAUGCCCUCAAAUGACACUGUUUUGGGUUUUUCUCAU